CAGGCCCUGUGGGCACACCUCAGGUGAGGCUGCAGUGGAGCACUCGGUUCUGUAGCUGCUGAUUUCACCUUGGGGAUUUCACUGUGUCUCAUUCCAGCCUUGAGGCUUUUAAUGAUGUAGCCUUGCUGGAGAGGUGGAGGAAAGGUAGGACACACCAUGGGUUUUAGGAGGAAAGGUAGGACACACCAUGGGUUUUAGGAGGAAAGGUAGGACACACCAUGGGUUUUAGGAGGAAAGGUAGGACACACCAUGGGUUUUAGGAGGAAAGGUAGGACACACCAUGGGUUUUAGGAGGAAAGGUAGGACACACCAUGGGUUUUAAGGGCACAAGGAUCCUGACCUAGACAGUGUUGUACCAUCAAUAUGUUUCAAAAGUUGUGAGAUGUUGGUGCAGUGCCUUGCGUGCAGGUUGCCAUCAUCUCCCAGCACAAUUUCAUAUACUACAGAGGUUUCAUUCUCUGGGGAAAUCCAGAAAAACUCCCUCGUGUGUGCAAGGGAACACCUCAAAUACUCAGGAACCACCCUGAAUCAGAAUCACAGAAUGGUUUCGGUUGGAAGGGACUUUAGGAUCACCUAGUUCCAACCACCUGCCAUGGGAAUCUUUGGAUGGUAUUUAGGAUUUCCAGAAAGAAGAAGUCACCACAAAAUUACAUUUUGUGCUGUGUUACUUUCAGAUCAUACUGUACACAGACCAACAUGUUAACAUGGCAAAGGGGUAGUUGAGAUAACUGGUUUAAAUCUUUUGCUGACAGAAUUAAGACUGAGUUCCUACAUCUGCUGCACUGGUGUAAAUUCAGAGUAAUUCAAUUAAGUGAAUACAGAGCUCCAAUAUUGUACAUUUGCAACUGUGUCUGAUACAUGCCUUCCAAUUAGCACAGCACAGAUCAUGGGCUUUGAAUCACUUUCUGUUUGAACACAAACUUGAUUUGAAAAGUCUGCCAACAGAAUUUAUCCAUUAUUCUUAAUAAUUUUUACUUAAUUUCAGUUGACUUAGGUACUGAGAAUACAUACAUGUAUCACACAGAGUGUAUCAGUUGUUCUUCCCUAACUCUGGCCAUUUACAAAUUAUUCCAGAGCUUUUAUUUUUACAGUCUCAUUCUUUUAGCUCAUGGUAAUAUCAGUAUAUUUUUACAGGUGAUGGAUUGGGAGUGAUGGCUUCCAGGGAGGUUAAAAUCACAUGCUAAUCUAAUUGAACAUAGUCCCAUGCACAGUAAUUUGGUUCAGACAAGUGAAAGAGGAAGAAAAUAAAUGCCCUUUGCAAUUGCUGUUUUCCUUUACCUGCAUGGGUACGCUGGGAAAAGAGGAAGCAGCUGUAGCCUCCAGUAUAGAACCCCUGAGUGGCUAAAAAAGAAACUAAAUUCUUAUUCAAAAGUCCUUAGUGAAACACCCAAAGAAACAGCUUGGCUCUGUCUCCUACUCUGAAGCGACACUUUGCUGACACAAGUCCAUCUGGAGUUCAUACUCAGCAUCAUUUAACAUAUGGGCUUUUUCCCCCCAGGUCAGAAAUGAACAAUGAGUGAAAAAUGUCUCAUUUUCACAACAGAGCAUCGAGAGCAUGUUGCAGAGUACAGAAUUGGACAGCUGUACAUGAUCAGCAAGCACAGCCAUGAGCAGAGUGACCGAGGGGAGGGUGUGGAAGUGGUGCAGAACGAGCCCUAUGAAGAUCCCAACCAUGGCAAUGGUCAGCUAACAGAAAAACGAGUCUAUCUCAACAGCAAACUGCCUAGCUGGGCUAGAGCAGUUGUUCCCAAAAUAUUUUACGUUACAGAGAAGGCCUGGAAUUAUUAUCCUUACACAAUCACAGAAUACACAUGUUCGUUUUUGCCUAAAUUCUCCAUUCAUAUAGAGACAAAAUACGAGGACAACAAAGGGAGCAACGACAGUAUUUUUGACAAAGAAGCUAAAGACCUGGAGCGAGAAGUCUGCUUUAUUGAUAUUGCCAGCGAUGAGAUUCCCGAGCGCUAUUACAAGGAAUCAGAGGAUCCCAAAUACUUCAAGUCACAGAAAACUGGGAGAGGCCAACUGAAAGAAGGCUGGAGAGAGACCCAUCAGCCAAUCAUGUGUUCCUACAAACUUGUGACUGUGAAAUUUGAAGUCUGGGGACUUCAAACCAGAGUAGAGCAAUUUGUACACAAGGUGGUCAGAGACAUCCUCCUGAUCGGUCACCGGCAGGCCUUUGCCUGGGUGGAUGAGUGGUAUGAUAUGACUAUGGAUGAUGUUCGAGAAUACGAGAAAAAUAUGCAUGAAAAAACCAACAUUAAAGUUUGCAACCAACAUUCAUCUACUGUGGAUGAAAUAGAGAGCCAUGCCAAAGCAAGAACAUGACAAUGGAUGAAGUCCGGGAGUUUGAACGAGCCACUCAGGAAGCUACCAACAAGAAGAUUGGGAUUUUCCCACCGGCAAUAUCUAUCUCUAGCAUUUCCAUGCCUUCCUCAACCCGCAGUGCUCCAUCUAGUGCUCCAUCAACCCCUCUCUCCACAGAUGCUCCUGAUUUCCUAACAGUUCCCAAAGAUCGGCCUCGGAAAAAGUCUGCUCCAGAAACUCUCACUCUUCCAGACCCAUCAAAAAAAACCUUUUAAAUUAGCCCUGCAUGUUUCCUCCUGAUAAGCCAUGUCUGCCACAGCAAGAGUGACAUAACUCAAUUGCUACCAAGGUCGUGGUGGUUUGUUGGUUGGUUUUUUUGUUUGUUUCAGAUAAUCUUUCCGGUGUGGAAAGAUGACUCCUUUCCUCAGACUUGAUCCUUAAAACCUUCUGAAAAGUGCAUGCAAGAGAAAGUAGUUUAUAUAUUCCUAAAGUAGUGUUUCAAGCCAUAUGGUGCAUCUUACUGACACCAAUGGAACAGUCUGAGGGAUGCUAUAAACGAAAACCAAUCUUUCAGCAGCAGUAUUCUGCCUGCAAACCCUCAUCUAGGUCACAGCAUUUAUAAUUAGGAGUAGGUAUUAAGUAAAUCUGCCAAGGACUUCUGAGGCAAAGUAGUGCCAACUAGAAUGCAGGGUUAGCAGAAAAAAAAAACCUUUCAUUUUCUUCUUUUAUAACCAAUUUUAAAAUCUUUCCCACUCUCAGGCUUCUCCUGUGUGUUCAUAAACCUUUGACCUGUAACUCAUUGUACUUGAACACCAACAGAUCCACAUUUUGCUUAAUAUGACUCAGGAUUUGGGGCCUAAAACACAAAACACAAAUAUUUUCAAACCUAAAAUAUCACUGUAUCAAAGCCCCAGUUGUAAUUAAUUUUACUGACUUUGAGGCCAUUGAACUAUUUCUACCUUGCACAGAAUUUGUAACAGGAACCACCUAUUUCUUGUAGAUAAUGUAUUUUACUAGCUCUCCCCUGUCCUUUGUGAGCUCAGAGUGUUGGUGUUCAUCAGUGGUGUUCUGUGACAUUGGAAAAGCAGCUGAAUUGUGCCAGUUGGGAAACAAAAGCAAUGAAUUCUGUCUUUUCCUCGCUGGAAGAAGAGCAGUAGUCAGGCUGGGAGACCUUGAAUGCAAAGGGAAGAAAACAGGAGACUCCUUUUUCUUUCCUGCCUCGCAUCUCUGCUAAACAGAACAAUCUGACAGGGAGCUGGGUCCAGGCUCUGCCUCCUUUGGGGAAGGGGGACAAAAUCAGUCACUUGAAAAAGCAAACCAGUCAUGGGUGCUGUUGGGGAACCAGAAGUGGUCUUCCUGGUGUGUGUGUGUGUGUGUGUGAAAUCACUCCUCAAUCUCAGGAAUUCAAUUGCUGACAAGGAUGUUUCCCAGAGGGAAGUGUAGAUGGUGGAAGAAGGAGAAAAAUAAAUGGCAGGAGUGGUCUCUUCCUUCCUUCCUCUUCUGAGCAUGCACUGGGUGAGACCCUUUCCUCACUGCCCCUCUGUGGGACACUUUGCUCUCCUCCACACAAGCUGCUGCUCGAUGGCUGCUGCAGCUCCUUCUCUUGGUGACACCAGUGAGCCACUGUUCAGUUCCCAGGGAAUGGCAGCUCCUGCCUGAAUCAUGAUCCCAGUGGGUGAUACUUUGUGCCACCACUGACACUUCAUGGAUGGAGGAAAAAAAGACUUCUCCAGAGCUGAGCUGUCCCUGAGUAUUGAACACUCGCUUUGGGGCUGCCCAAACCUGGGGCACAGUGGCUGAAAUGCCCUGAGCUCCUCGCUGGCUGCAGCACAAGUUUUGUGGAACGAGUGGUAUUUAGGGGGAGGUUUUAGGAGCAGAAGUAAUUCCACUGCCAACCUGCACUGAAACAAGUGUUCAUUUGUCAGAUAGUGAAAAUCCUGCAGCCAGCAAAAUCCAGGAGCUCUCUGCAGGCUUGCUGUGGUCUGAAUUCCUGCCUUCUCCUGUGUCCUGUCCAUGCUUGGCUUUGCUUUUCUUCACAGAGCUGGUAAUUCUGACUCGUUGGUGACCUGAUGGGUGAUGCUGUUUUGUUUAAAAAGAAGCUGCUGUAAUACUGAAAACAAAACUUUUCUACAUUGGCUUAUGAUUUCAGCUUAACAAGGGUGCACAUUAUGGAGUCGUAGGAUGAUGUGUAAUUUUUUAUUUUUUAUUGUUACUAUGGAUUUAGUAUCAGCAUUGGAACACUGGCAGCAAAGGGAAACCUUUAAAAACAUAAAACAUUGUUUGGUUCUUUUCUCAUUGCCUGACUUUGGCCCAUACAGAAAUAGUUCAGGUCUGCUGCACCUGAAAGUCUGUUUCAAUGGAUUUUUAAUUUGUCCAAUACAAAUUUGCUCAGCUCUGUUCAGUGUCCUGGUGCUCACACGUGACUGUUUCUACUCACGUUUUGCAAUCUGGCUUUGACACAGAUUAUGGGACCACAGCAGUUCCAUCUUUACUCGGAUUUAACUGAUGGAUUUCCAAUACAUUGAUCAUGGUAUUAAGUAGGUUUGGGGACUAGUAAUUUGUGCAAUUCAUUAAACAGGACAGAUUUGAGUAUGUGCCUGGUGGAGAUGUAAGAGAGAGACAGAUCCUGGAGUGGCAGUGGCAGGACUGUCCCUGCUGUGCCCAGCCUUAGUGUCCCCACACUGGCAGGGUCAGGAGCAGCCACUCUGCCUGUGCUGCUGCCCAGCCAAGGCAAAUCAAAAGAUCUGCAAUGUGUCCCUGCUUUGGAUAAGAACACCCCAGGUUUUCACUGAUUGUGGAAGUGCCUAGUGCUGAGCUCUGCCUUGCUCUCCCCAGCAGUCAUCACCCAUCUGCUCAAUGACAGGAUCUCGAAAUGCCUUUCUCUGUUUGGUUGGCUGCUAUUUAGGGUAAGAUAGCUUUUUCUAGAAUAUUCCCAGCAGGCACACAUGAAAUGAAAUGAAAGGAAAUGAGAAGGAAGGUCUGAGUAUUUCAGUGUAACACCUUGAGGAGAAGGGGUUGUUUUCAGUGCUGAUUUUUCCCUUUCUCUUGUGUUUUCAGACACGUUUAUUAGGAUUAAAAUAGAGAGUUUUGCAGGUGUUCCUCACUUUGUUUGCAAAAAUAAACGCUGUGAUUAUUUACUGGGUGCAGCCUCAAAGCCUGGUGAACACAGCCUGUGUUCCUCUUCUCUGCCACAGUGACAAGAACCCCGUGAUGCAGCUCUGCUAGGACUUGGCAAGGAAUCUUUUAUCAAGGAGAAUACAGUUCAGAGCAAAAACUGGGAUGAGUUUGUUCAGGUUUCUAUGAAAACCUCCAGGCUUUGCUUGUACUUUUGUGUAUUUUGGACAGAACAAUCAUUACAAAACAACUGGCAAUUCAGUGCAGCUUCAGAAGGGUCGAUCUCCUAAAAAAUCAAAAAGGGAGGGACCCACAAAAGUUGCUCCUGAAACAUGUACUUAAUGGGAUUUCUUAUGAAUGUAAUGGUUAACUUUGUAAAGGACUGGAUAAAUACUAUGGAAAGAAACUAUUUGACCUUGUUCUUUGGCUUUUUUGAUUAUUCUGGAAGGUGAUUUUGUGACAUCUAGUAGCCAAUUUGCAUUAAUUGCUGCUGUAGAGACUUUGAAACUGAAAUAUUUGUUCCUUGAAUUUCAGUUUGUAACAAGACCGCUAUACUUUGCUAAAACUGCUUUGAAGCUUGCUGCACUAGAACUUCAAAACAAUGUGUUAUCCUUUGAAAUAAGCCAAAUGUAUAUGCUUUUUAUGAAUUAGUGAGUGCAGUAAGAGAGAAUUCAAAAUCUUGUCAAUAGGAGAUUUUCUGUUGCCAUUGUUUGGACUUGGUUUUCUAUGUGUAAGUUAAAAUUGCUAAAUAAGUCUAACAAUGUUUUGCUUUAAAUGAACAGCAUGGUCAUUGAAUUAUGAUCUCCUGUAGUUUUGUGGUGUCACUAAAGCAGGUUUUACUGGUUUAUUUCAUUUCUGUGAUAAUUCCACGUGAUUCUGUUUCGUCCAGUAAUUAAUUUCUUUUUAUUUAGAGCACUGAUGGCAACAUCAGGCAAUGCAUCACCACUGUCAAAGAAGGACCAAGUCUUGAUUUGCUCUGCACGUUCAAUAGUGCAAGGCUCAGCAGGAGAAUUUGACUGUCAUUUUUCUCAUAUCACUUAGUUUCUGGUUUUUUUUCCAAGUUAUUUAUUAUUUUUAAUAUUGUAUUUUUCGUUGCAUUUUGUUGUAAAUAAACUACCAACAACUAUUCUUUACAA
This is a messenger RNA of Passer domesticus (house sparrow), 6554 nucleotides long. It is a transcript of the gene PITPNC1, whose product is annotated as phosphatidylinositol transfer protein cytoplasmic 1. The record is from RefSeq and is a predicted model, not a curated record. Gene Ontology annotation, cellular component: cytoplasm. Gene Ontology annotation, biological process: phospholipid transport. The coding region runs from base 1513 to 2325 and encodes 270 amino acids. The transcript has 10 exons. Gene Ontology annotation, molecular function: phosphatidylinositol binding; phosphatidylinositol transfer activity. NCBI's taxonomy places the organism in Eukaryota, Metazoa, Chordata, Aves, Passeriformes, Passeridae.